AUGCCACAUCCUCAAGUACAACGCAGCGCACGGACUGUCUUCACGGCGACACCAGUGAUUGAAACGAGAGAGCCGGCGAUGUGCAUGCUGUCAACGGCGAAAGGUUUCUUCUUUGGAGCAGACAGCUUUUAUUCUGUCCAGCUGUCACGAGGCCAGGUGGAACCUGUAUGUCUCAUUGAGUCAACUGUUGCGGACUAUCCAAUCGCUCUGCUCCAAAUUCGAGAAGAUGAAGUACUUCUGGCCUACCAAAAUUACGGAAUAUUCGUGAAUUCACGAGGAGAACGAACAAGAAAUCAAAUGGUAGAGUGGGAACACAUGCCUAUGGAGUUUGUAUUCACUGCUCCAUACCUUUACGUUGUUCACUACGACUCGCUUGAAAUCCUGCAAGUGGCAGAAUACGCAGGACUGGAUUCGUGCACGAUAUUGGACGAACGUGAAGUGUUCGGUAUGUUGCCGUCCAAAUGGCGAUGUUUUCAUUUCCAUCUCGAAUACGGACAGUGUGGAAGUGCAUCGUUUCAACGCAACCAACAGCAAACGAAGUGCUGUGAAGCGAAAAGGAUUGACGGCCACCACAUUCGAUAA
This is a messenger RNA of Cooperia oncophora, 582 nucleotides long. NCBI's taxonomy places the organism in Eukaryota, Metazoa, Nematoda, Chromadorea, Rhabditida, Trichostrongylidae. The record is from the annotation of a GenBank genome assembly.